This is a messenger RNA of Prosopis cineraria, 829 nucleotides long. RefSeq names its product rhodanese-like domain-containing protein 10. The coding region runs from base 117 to 740 and encodes 207 amino acids. NCBI's taxonomy places the organism in Eukaryota, Viridiplantae, Streptophyta, Magnoliopsida, Fabales, Fabaceae. Gene Ontology annotation, cellular component: chloroplast. The transcript is spliced from 2 exons. The record is from RefSeq and is a predicted model, not a curated record.
ACAAACAGACAAAAUAGAAAUCUCAGGAAGUCUGAUCAGAUAUCGGCAACGUUAUCCCUAUUCCCAAACACGUCCCUUCCAAAGUCCGGGUGCUUCAACAACAGAGGGGAAGAACGAUGGCUACAGCCAUGAUAAGGGGAGCCACAAGGUUUCAAGUGAUCAAUGCGACGUCGUCUUCUUCUCCAGGCAACGGCAGAAGCAGCAGUGGACGGAAGCUCAUCGAGUCCGGCACCGUCAGGGCGAUACAACCGAGCGAAGCUUGCAAGGCGAUGAGCACAGAGGGGUUUGUGCUGCUAGACGUGAGGCCAGUGUGGGAGAGGGAGAAAGCACGUGCCAAAGAGUCAGUGCACGUGCCAAUCUUCGUGGAAGACAAGGAUGGGGGUGUUGUGACUCUGUUGAAGAAGUGGGUUCACUUUGGUUAUAUUGGGUUGUGGACAGGACAGUACCUCACUGCUAUCAACCCUGAUUUCCUUGCUCAAGUGGAAUUGGCCAUUCCAAUUAAGGACACCAGCAUUCUCGUGGCCUGUGGUGAAGGUCUCAGGUCAAUGAUAGCAGUGUCAAAACUGUAUGAAGGAAGUUAUAGGAAUCUGGGAUGGCUUGUUGGAGGCUUUAACCGUUCUAAAGAUGAAGACUUCCCAGGAGUAGAAGGACAAGAAAAGUUGCAGUAUGCUACUGUAGGAGGAGUCUCCUACUACUUUCUUCAGCUGCUCUUAUUUCUACAGGCCGUAAGUAAAGGAUGAAUCACCAUAUUUUUUCAUAACAUGUAUUCAAGCUUGUCUAGAAACGUUUGUGGCAAUUCCAUGAAAAAUAGGCCUUCUUUUUUAUGCUA